Messenger RNA from Pistacia vera, 1203 nucleotides. RefSeq names its product protein ABCI12, chloroplastic. Bases 180 to 944 code for a protein of 254 amino acids. The transcript is spliced from 9 exons. The record is from RefSeq and is a predicted model, not a curated record. Gene Ontology annotation, cellular component: chloroplast. NCBI's taxonomy places the organism in Eukaryota, Viridiplantae, Streptophyta, Magnoliopsida, Sapindales, Anacardiaceae.
GGUUACCCACUGGAGGUUUUGCGGCUGAUAACGUUUUCAGGUUGAUUUCCUCCACCACCGCCAGUCCCAUUUACCAGUUUAUUGCUUCGCCUUCCACGUUCUUGCACUCUGUGGACCCCAGAAUCAAAUUGGUAUGGCUCUUGGCUCUAGUUGUCUUACCAGCAAGGUCGCAUAUAAUAAUGCGAGUUGGAUUAGUCAUAUACACAAGUCUUCUGUCAAUAUGGAUCCUUCCGAAACACGUGUGGAUGGACCAAUUGGGAAGAGUGUCAUUGCUUUCUGGAGUUUUAUUUAUAAUGUUGGGGCUAGGUUCAGAUGGUGUACCCUCUCCUGUCCAGUUAAGAACUCCACCACCUGCAGUCAUGGGUUUGCCUAAUCUUCCUGUUUCCUUGGGAGGUUAUUCGUAUUUAAUUAUGAAGCUAGGACCAUUACGGUUUACAAGGAAGGGCUUGUCGGUUGCAAGCACAGCUGCCUGCUUAACCUUCACAAUCUUCCAAAGCUCAAGUCUCUGCCUGGCAACCACUACCCCAGAACAACUUGCAUUUGCUAUGCGGUGGUUUAUGCGCCCUUUGAAACAUAUCGGUGUUCCAGUUGCUGAAAUCAUUCUUACCCUUUUGCUUUCACUGAGGUUCAUUAAUCUAGUGUUUGAUGAGGUGCGAAAUGUCGCAUUGGGGAUUGUAUCUCGUAAGAUAAAUUGGAAGCAGUUGACAGUGCUGGAGACAAUUGAUAUUUUUGCUUCCUACAUUCGUCGGAUCUUCAAAAAUAUUUUUAGCCAUGCUGAGCAGAUAUCUCAGGCAAUGAUUGUGAGAGGUUUUAGAGGGGACAGUGGAACUCAUAAAAUUUACGCCUUAUCAGAGUCAUCUGUUGGGAUGGCAGAUUUCAUUUCCCUGUUUUGCCUGGUCAGCAUUGCAGGUGCUGCAUUUUUGUCGGAGUACUUCCUUGUUUGAUACAGAAGUCCACUCUUGCCAAGAUAUAAUCUUGGCAUUCAUGUGGUGAAGUUUUGCUUAAACUGAAGCCAAUACACUCAGGAAUAUAAGUUGUCAAAAUAAAGUUAAAGUCAAUUUGAUUGGUGGCACAACAUGAAAUGAGAAGAAUUAUUCAGUUGGAGAAACUCCAGUCGAUUAGCUGUAUAUUAAAAUUUACUUUAACGAGAAAACUCAUUGGAGUGGAGGCUACCUGUGUAAUAACAAAACUAAUGGGUUCUCA